Molecule: messenger RNA, 2695 nt
Organism: Metopolophium dirhodum (rose-grain aphid)
Lineage: Eukaryota; Metazoa; Arthropoda; Insecta; Hemiptera; Aphididae
Gene: Bap55
Product: actin-like protein 6B
Exons: 6
Coding region: 1019-2308 (429 amino acids)
Biological process (GO): regulation of transcription by RNA polymerase II; nervous system development
Cellular component (GO): SWI/SNF complex; NuA4 histone acetyltransferase complex
Molecular function (GO): chromatin binding
Source: RefSeq, a predicted model, not a curated record
UUCAAAAAUACAAAAUAUUAACAUAAUCCAAUCUAGGUGGCUAGGUACCUUCUAAUUAGGUGAUAAACUAAACUUAGAUACAACUCUUAACACUUAAUACGAUAUGAUGUCAGUAAUAUAUAAGUGUUCUAAGUUCAUUACCUAUUAAUAUACGGUCAAAAAGACUGCAUGAUCGUAAAAAAUCAAUUGUGGGUUAUUUUCAAAUUGUUUCUAAUAAUUGCUGCUUGCUUGAUAAGCGAAAUUGAUACUUAUAUUUUCAUUGUGACUAGUGAUAUUGCUAGUUGACUAUGAUUUUCGCCAUACUGUUUAGUUAAAAAACGGUGUGCGUGUAUUUUCAUGAAUAUUUUAAAUACGUGUGAUCUAGGGUUAAUAUGUUAUGUCCCUGGCUAAAUGCCUAAAUGUAUUGUAUAUUUAGUCAUGGUUAUGUCCAUUUGCGCAAAUAGGGAGGGACUUAGUCCCCCCCAAAUUUCGGUUAAGUCCCCCCCCCCCAUUUCAAAAUCUAGUAAUUUGUACUAAUUUUAUAUUCUCUGAUACUAAGCAAUAUGGUCUAUGGGGAGGGGGGCUUGAGUCUCCACAAAAAAGUUGGUCAAUUUGCGCCUAUGGGUAAGUCCCUUGUCUAUCAUAAACAUAUUUACAUGAUAUGUAUAUAAAUUAUACUGUCUAGUAUCUAGUCCGUGUCCAUAUACAUAGAAUCCCGCCAAAACAUUUAAAAAAAAAACUAUUUGAAAUAUUAUAAACUAGAAGGGGCAGUGGAUUCUAGCGCUCAAAUCGAUUCCAUCUCACGCUUUAUAUUUGGUUGCACUGCAAAGUAUAAACAAAAACCGGCGUCUCGUAUUAUCUGUCUCCCACAACAAACUAGUAACUACAACUGGCUUUUGUAGUUCUAUAUACUAAUCUAUCACAUAUUUACAUCAUUGAUCAUCAUAGUAACAUUAUGUACUGAUAUAGGUAUUUAGCGGGGUAUUUAGUAUUUUGCUUUAUUCGCCUUAGUUCUCAACGCGUACAACAUUCAUUAAACAUGAAUAGCGGCAUGCUAUAUGGUGGAGACGAAAUUGGGGCUUUGGUGUUCGACUUGGGGUCGCAAUCAUUUCGAAUCGGUUAUGCCCAAGAAGACACACCAAAAGCAGAAAUACCAGCAGUGGUCGGUGUCUCGAGUGAUGGUACAGCAGACACUAGUAUGUUAGAACCUGGUGCUAAACAAAGCAAUCGCAUCAACGAAAACACCAAACAUUUCAUCGACGUUAACUCAUUGUGUGUCCCUCGGAAAGGUAUGGAAGUUGUAAGCUAUAUGAAAGACGGCAUGAUCGACGAUUGGGAUUUAUUUGAGAAAAUAUUGGAUUACUCUUACUCAAAAUGCUUACAAACAGAAUCACAAUAUCAUCCGGUAUUAUUUACCGAGUCACCAUUGAAUAUUAGAUCUAAAAGAGAGAAAUUGGUAGAAUUAAUGUUUGAAAAGUAUAAUGUGCCAGCCACUUUUCUUGGAAAAAAUGCUGUAUUAGCUGCAUUCUCUUGUGGUCGUUCUACUGGUAUUGUGGUAGACAGCGGAGCAACACAUACUUCUGCCAUCCCUGUACAUGAUGGUUAUGUUAUACCUAGUGCUAUUGUCAAAUCACCUUUAGGUGGAGACUUCAUUAGUAUGCAAUGUAGACAGUUCCUAAAAGAUAAUGAAAUUGAAGUAGUUCCACAUUAUAUGGUUGCACAGAAAGAACAGGUUAAAGAAAAAGACAAGCCAGUAUGGACAAAGAAACAUACACUCCCGGAAGUAACAACUUCGUGGCAUAAUUAUAUGUGCAAAGCAGUUAUUCAAGACUUAAAGCAUUCUAUAUUGCAAGUAUCUGAAGGUCCAUAUGAUGAGAGAAUAAUUUCAGCUCUUCCGACUUCUCAUUUUGAGUUUCCUAAUGGCUACAAUCAAGAAUUUGGCAAUGAAAGAUUCAAAAUACCAGAAGCUUUAUUUGAUCCGAGUGCUAGUAUGGGUGGUUCUAUGUUGGGCGUGAGUCAUAUUGUUACCACAAGUGUUGGAAUGUGUGAUGUGGAUGUAAGGCCAGCCUUAUACAAUAACGUUAUUGUCACUGGAGGAAAUUCGUUUUUACAAGGUUUCCCCGAAAGAUUAAACCGGGAUCUUUCAGCUCGUAUACCAGCUAGCAUGAGAUUAAAAUUGAUAGCACCCAAUGGAUCCACUGAAAGGAGAUUUGGUGCUUGGAUUGGUGGUUCAAUAUUAGCAUCUAUUGGAACUUUUCAACAAAUGUGGAUUAGUCAUCAAGAAUUCAAAGAAGGAGGUAAAAGUCAAAUUGAUCGCAAGUGCCCAUAAUCGAUUAUUAUUUAUUAUUUUAUAUAAUACAAAUUUCAUAUACAACCAAUUUUCUACAUUUACUUGUAAUUUUGUAGUAUGUAUUUUAUACUUUCUUUCAUAUAUAAUAUUGGAUGUCUUAUUUGACGAUUACACUCUUUUUUUGAAGUUAAUUGUGUUAAAAAAAUAGAAUCUAAAUUUAAUGUUUGGAUCCAAAGACCUUAUCUGAUGUGUUAACAAAAAAAAAAAAUGGAUAAGCUGUAAUAUUUUUUUUUCAUAAUGUGUGUUACAUGUGUAUAUAUGUAUAAUAUAUAUUAAAUAUAUAAUGUUUAAAAUCAAAAUUGUUACGGAGAUACAUCAUAGGUGUCCAAUCUUCAAGAUGACAAAUAUAUUUUAAUUUAAUUUUGG